Messenger RNA from Poecile atricapillus (Black-capped chickadee), 2560 nucleotides. It is a transcript of the gene CAP2, whose product is annotated as cyclase associated actin cytoskeleton regulatory protein 2. The transcript is spliced from 13 exons. The record is from RefSeq and is a predicted model, not a curated record. Gene Ontology annotation, molecular function: adenylate cyclase binding; actin binding. Lineage: Eukaryota; Metazoa; Chordata; Aves; Passeriformes; Paridae. Gene Ontology annotation, biological process: cytoskeleton organization; regulation of adenylate cyclase activity; cell morphogenesis. Bases 201 to 1637 code for a protein of 478 amino acids. Gene Ontology annotation, cellular component: cytoplasm.
CUCUCCCUGCCUGCCCGGGCAGCUGAUGUGACUGACUGACACCGGCUCCCGCUGAGGAGGAGGAGGAGAAGGAGGAGGAAGAGGAGGAGGAAGGAGAGCAGCGGCGAGGCGAGGGAGGGGGGGAGCGAGUGACCGGCCGCGGAUUUUCAUUGCAGAGAGGAGGGGGGAAAAAAAAAGGCUACGCGGGUCAUCAAAGCAGAAUGGCAGAGACUCAUGGCUUGAUGGAGAGAUUGGAGAAUGCAGUGACUCGACUUGAAUCAUUAUUUUCAGAUUCACAGAGAUCUGGUGGAAUGGAGUGUGAUGGCAUCAAUGGAGUCAAUGGAAGCAUAGCACCAUAUGUGGAAGCCUUUGAUAGGCUGCUGAAUGGAAGUGUUGCUGAGUUUCUCAGGUACAGCAAGAUUCUUGAAGGUGAUGUGAAGACACAUGCAGAGAUGGUACGUGCUGCUUUCCAAGCACAGAGAUCUUUCUUGGUGUUAGCAUCUCAAUGUCAAGAGCCUCAAGAGAAUGAGGUGGCAAUGCUUCUUAAGCCAAUAUCAGAGAAGAUUCAAGAAAUCCAGAACUUCAGAGAAAGGAACAGAGGAAGUAAAAUGUUCAACCACCUCUCAGCUGUCAGUGAGAGCAUCCCUGCCCUUGGGUGGAUAGCAGUGUCUCCUAAACCAGGCCCUUAUGUCAAGGAGAUGAAUGAUGCUGCUACCUUUUAUACUAACAGGGUAUUAAAGGACUACAAGAACAGUGACACACGCCAUGUUGAUUGGGUGAAAUCAUAUCUGAACAUCUGGUCUGAGCUCCAAGCUUAUAUCAAAGAACAUCACACCACAGGUCUCACCUGGAGUAAAACUGGUCCUGUUGCAUCCCCCAUGUCCAUGCGAUCUGUUCUAACCAGCGGCUCCUGCCUUUCCCCGCCACCUCCGCCACCGCCACCCCCGGGACCGCCCCCCAUCUUCGAUACGGAAACCACAAAGGACGAAGGAACUGCAUCCCGCUCCGCCCUCUUUGCACAGCUUAACCAGGGAGAGGCAAUUACCAAAGGGCUUCGACAUGUCUCUGAUGACCAAAAGACUCACAAGAACCCCAGUCUACGUGCCCAAGGUCCACCUGUUCGUUCUCCAACAAAAAGCCAUACUCCAAGUCCUACCUCUCCCAAGAACUCCCCACAGCAGAACCAUGCCCCUGUCUUGGAGCUGGAGGGAAAGAAGUGGAGAGUGGAAUAUCAAGAGGAUAAGAAUGACCUGGUCAUUCACAACACUGAACUCAAGCAAGUGGCCUACAUUUUUAAGUGUAACAAAUCUACACUUCAGAUAAAAGGAAAAAUCAACUCAAUUACUAUUGACAACUGCAAAAAGUUUGGCCUUGUGUUUGACAAUGUUGUGGGAAUCGUGGAAGUGAUCAACUCCAGGGAUAUUCAGAUUCAGGUGAUGGGGAAAGUGCCAACCAUUUCUAUUAAUAAAACAGAAGGCUGCCACAUCUACCUCAGUGAGGAGUCAUUGGAUUGUGAGAUUGUGAGUGCCAAGUCAUCCGAGAUGAACAUUCUCAUUCUGCAAGAUGGUGAUUAUAAAGAAUUUCCGGUUCCUGAACAGUUCAAGACAGCAUGGGAUGGAUCUAAGUUGGUCACUGAACCUGCAGAGAUUGUGGGUUGACUUCCUCACGCCAUCAAGCACUUGCUGACCGCGGCCAGACUGUGGCUAGCACACACAAAGCAGUAAUGUAAAGAACUAGAAGUAGCAGGAGUUCAUGCUGCUGUCAUAGGCCUUCAAGCAUUAGCUCUGCAUGCUAGGAACAAUAACACAUCUGGCACCCUUUUGUUAGGCAUCCUGGUCCUGGUCACAUCUCCACACAGUUUGCCUUCACAUACAAUUUGAAUUCUGAAUGGGAAGGUAAUAGGUUAAACCCCCCCACCUUCCAGUCACAUCAUUGGUUUGAAAUACUGUAUACAUUAAGCCAACAUACUGCAUGGUACACUUUUUUUAUCAUCUUGCUUCAGUGCAUUCCUUUUUGUGUUUCUGCUAAUCAAAAACAGCAUUAAGACUUUAAGGUGUUUGUUUUUACCUAUUAAGCAAUUCCCGUAUGAUGCAGUAAAAACGUACCUGUAGAAAUUGCAGUUUCAUGCAGUUCUGUGGCAAUCAUAACAUGUUUCGUUUUAAACAAGCAAGAAAGGACAACUUUUAGCACAGCAAUACACUUUGCUAACUGAAUUUAUUUAUUUUUUUUUUAAAUCUGGUAAUUUAAUCAAAAACAUUUCUAAUAUGCAUAUUUAGAAGAUCCCACAGUUUUCUGUGAAGUAAGAUUUUAUUAUGGUUCACAGACUUGCUGUUUCCCCCUCAUUUCUUGCAAAUUAGUAAUUCUUUCUAAGAUAGGGCCUCAUCAAUGCUAAAGUCGUGCAGGAAAUUACUUGAAGGUUUUUUGCUCCUUGGAUAUUUUUUUUUUUUUUUUUUUUUUGGUGACACGAUCUCUCACAUUUUAAAAUUUCACAUUUUAUCUUGCAUCUUAUACAGAAAACCAGGGAGGACAGACACAUCUGAUACCAGCUAGAUUUUCUUACUAAUUAAGUUCCUUUAAAAUA